AUGAAAACUCCCCUGAAGCGCUCUUCCUCCUCCCGCUUCACCACACGGCCGGCUGCAGCGGGAGGGCUGAGAGCGGCAGGUGGGCCGCGGGGGUGGGGAUUCAAGGGGCUCUUCUGGAACGGUUUUAGGGGAGAACGACCCCGUUGUGCUGGGAGCGUCGCGCUGUGCGUGCUGCGUCAGGCCGUGCGCCGAGCCGGCGAGGUGCGGGCAGCGUGGCUGUGCCCGGUGGUGCGGCGUGGGGCCCGCCCGCCGCGCCCCCUCCUGCCCCGCAGCUGCAUCAUGGCGGAUUCGGGCUCAGGGGACAAGGAGGAAGCGGCGCCGGCCCCUAAGAAGCGGCGGCUGGCGGGCGGAGAGCGGUACGUGCCGCCGCCGCGGAAGCUGAGCACGGGGGUGAGUUUCGGCGCGGAGCACUUCGCUGAGACCUCCUACUACUUCGAGGGGGGGCUGCGGAAGGUGCGACCCUACUACUUCGAUUUCCGCACGUACUGCAAGGGCCGCUGGGUUGGCCGCAGCCUCCUGGACGUCUUCAGCACCGAGUUCCGCGCACAGCCCAUCGAUUACUAUCGCGCUGCCGCCCGCGCCGGCCGCCUCCGCCUCAACGAGGAGCCCGUGCGAGACCUGGACAUCGUGCUCAAGAACAAUGACUUCCUCAGGAACACUGUGCAUCGCCAUGAGCCCCCAGUCACUGCCCAGCCCAUCCAGAUCUUGGCGGAGGACAGUGAGGUGGUGGUGGUGGACAAGCCCUCCUCACUGCCCGUGCACCCCUGCGGCAGGUUUCGGCACAACACCGUCAUCUUCAUCCUGGGCAAGGAGCACCACCUGCAGGAGCUGCACACCAUCCACCGCCUGGACCGCAUGACCUCGGGGGUGCUCAUGUUUGCCAAGACUCUGGAGGUAUCUAAGAGGAUGGAUGAGCAGGUUCGGGAGAGACAGCUGGAGAAGGAGUACGUCUGCCGUGUGGUGGGGGAGUUCCCAGAGCACGAGGUGGUCUGUGAGGAGCCCAUACUGGUUGUCUCCUACAAAGUGGGGGUGUGCCGUGUGGACCCCAGGGGCAAGCCCUGCCAAACCCUCUUCCAGAGGCUGAGCUACAACGGCAGGAGCAGCGUGGUCAGGUGUGUUCCCCGUACCGGCCGCACGCACCAGAUCCGUGUCCACCUGCAGUUCCUGGGGCACCCCAUCCUCAACGACCCCAUCUACAACAUGGAUGCCUGGGGCCCCCAGAGGGGUAAGGGGGGCAAGGUGGAUAAAACAGAUGAGGAGCUCCUGAAGGCGCUGGUGGAGGAGCACCGUUGGAAGCAGAGCCUGGACAUCCUGGGUGUCUUGGAGGAAGACUUGAGCUCCAGUGCUGAGGGUAAGGAUUGUGAUGAUCCAAGGGACUGGACAAAGCCUGUGCAGGCUGAUCCCGUCAGCAAGACCUCCUGCCCUGCCAGGGAUCCCAAGGGGGCUGCCAAGGAUCCCGAGGGGAAUGACACAGAUGCUUGUCCACUCAGCUCUAGUGCCAGCCUGGAAACGCUUGAAAAAAACAAAGAGCUUGGUGAUGGUGAGACUCAGAACAGGCAGGGGGGAGAGCAGGGUUCAGAGGAGAAGGACCCUUUGUGCCUGGAGUGCAAGGUCACCAGGAGGGACCCAUCUCCCAAGGAGCUGGUGAUGUACCUCCAUGCCCUGCGCUACAAGGGAGCAGAGUUUGAGUACUGCUCCAAGAUGCCCCAGUGGGCAGUGGAGGACUGGGAGGAAUGACCAAGGACAUCUGACACCUUUGGACACUGUUGGCGAGGAAGGUGUCUGGUAAAGACCCAAACUGACUUUUGCCCAUGUGGUUGAGAUGAACAAACUGCCUGUGACUUGAGAUGGGGUGGGAAGGACUGUUGGGACUCAGGAAUUGUCCUGACUAGGCUGAGCUGGAGCCCCUUCUUCAUGCCUCUUACACCUGAAUCAUGCUGCCCUUCAGAGAUCCUGCAUCUGAGGGCAACAAACACUGAUUGGCAGGGACAGCUUUGCCUUUCCCCUCAGCCUGCUCUGGGGCUGAUGUCAUUAUCCACACAGAUAACUAACAGAUAAUUCUUGUGUCUUACUGUGAGAGCUGCUGAAAUGUCCUCCAAGAUGCUGGGUAUCAGCUGAUACAAACCUGGGGUUACUGUUUUUUGUCAGACUGGUUGUAAAACCCAAACAUGAUCACUGUAAGGGGAACUCAAAGCACUGUGAAGCUGCUUUAUGUUGUGCUUCCUUUGUUCAUGAAGCAGACUUGGCUUUGGCAUCACUCUUUCAGUAUUCAUUCAAAUAGUUACUUAAAAUUAGUAACUGUAAGGACUGAUCUCUGUAUUUGGCCUGUUUUGAGAGGUGCUAUUCCUCAGAUUUUGUCAGGUUUAUAAGAUGACUGAAUAGGGUUGUGUUUUUUUUUCUUUCCUGUCUUUUCUGUCACCUCCCUUUUGACCCAUCCCCUGCCUUCUCACAAACAUCUGGUUCUUCUGUUAAGAAAUCAUCUCCAUCCCUGAGCAGAAAGCCAAAGCAGAGGUCACUCAGUCUACUUGUUUAAAUUAAAUUGCAGUAUGGGCAGGUUGCUCCUGAUGGGUGUGGAAGUGUUA
Molecule: messenger RNA, 2582 nt
Organism: Indicator indicator
Lineage: Eukaryota; Metazoa; Chordata; Aves; Piciformes; Indicatoridae
Gene: RPUSD2
Product: RNA pseudouridine synthase domain containing 2
Exons: 4
Coding region: 1-1737 (578 amino acids)
Biological process (GO): pseudouridine synthesis
Molecular function (GO): pseudouridine synthase activity; RNA binding
Source: RefSeq, a predicted model, not a curated record